AUGAUUAACUAAUAUUGGCUAGAGUAUCAAUAAUUUACUAUUGGAUUUUCACAAAUCAUACUCUCAAAAGACUCUAAAUAUUUCUGGAUCUUCAUUGAAAUAGUUGCUCAUUUUCAAAAACUAGCAUUACUUUUUCUUUUCAAUAUCAUUAUUGAAAUUUUACAAAUAAGAACUUUAGAUCGCAAUAUAAAUACAUCUAUUCACUACUCUUUAUUUGAAUUGAUUUCAAAAAUAACUGUUCCUACUAUUCUAAUACUAGAAAGCUUCCCUUAUUUUGGAAUUAUUAUUAUUCAAUUUUUGGUCAUUCUUUUACUCUAUGGACCUAUUUUAUUUACAUUCUUUAUUAUACAUAAGGAGAAGUUCGAGUAUUCUACAAUUAAAUAUUGUUCUUCAAUUGAUGAUCAAAACAAUCUAAAUUGUAUAUUAUUUAAACAUAUCAUUUUUUAGAUAAUCUAAAUUUACUAAAUCGUUCCUAUAAUAUGCAUAAUUUCAUUGAAUACUUUUUAUAAAAAUAAUUUAUGGGUAAUGAACAAUCCUCUUUUCAAUAAAUGGAAAAAUAUGCAUAAGCAACAUUUUUUAAUAUAUACCCUCAUAUCAUUGUAAUACCUUUACUUAUUUGGAAUCUUGUAGUUUGGUAGAUUAUAUCUUAUGAUAAUAAUUUAGAUAAUAUUCAAUUUCAUUUUAUGAUCUUCUUUAAUAUCUUAUCAAACAUAGGAACAGUUUUACUUUGGUAUUUAUCAAUGCAAAUUUAAUAAACCUACACAAUCAGAGAUCAAAAUCAUUUAAGAUUAGUUAAAUCCUUUUGGUUUAAUUUAUCAUAACUUAUUAUAGUUUUACCAGUCAUUAUCUAAUAGUUUUAUUUUAUAAUGUAUUCUGAAAGUGAAUAUGAUCAUAAUUCAACCCAUCAUUAUCUAAAUAUGGCUAUCGUUCUAAUUCUACAAAUUGGAGAUUUAAUCGAUUUCUAUCUCUCCCAUCCAUUUAUGGAUACAUAUAAAACUUAAACCAUCCUUAUAAUCAUUCCAUUUACAAUGACUGUUAUUAUUUCUUUAUUUUUCUAACAUACUUAAAUUGAAAUCAUUUCAAUUACACUUAUAACAGUCCCUUUGAUUUCAAGAUUGCUCAAUGAAUUUUCAAAAUAUCAAAACGAACAAAUAUUAUUUGAUUCUUAAUACAAAGAAAAAAAGAAGUCAAAAAUAAAAAUUUAAUCCAAAACAGGACUUCUUAUUGAAGAAGAAUAAUAAUUUGUAAUAGAAAAGGAAUUGCAUUAUUAAAGAUAAAUUUAACUUGAAUAUUUGAAGAAUCAAAACUACAAAUUCUUCAUUCAAUAUUUGAGGUUAGUGGACUUAAUGAAUUUAGAUGAUCAACAAUCAAUCGAAAAAGAUAAUUCUGUUAUCAAUGUUAAUAGAUCCAAAUUUAUUUUAAAUGUGAUCGUGUUAUUAAAACAACAUAUAUUAUAAUGUGAUAGUGUUUAUUGCUAUUGUAAAGGCUUUAGAGGAGAGGCCAGAAGAAUCAUAGAAAAUAAUUAUCAUGAACUAGAUAUGAGAAUUUACAAAUCCCUUAAGAUAAAAAAUAUCUCAAUCUAGGUUGAAUUAAUUAAAAGAUAUAUAAGAUAUUAUACAAAACUUAUAUUUGAAUUAGAAAAAGAAAAAGAAAAUGUUGAUAUCAUACGGAUAACAUAAUUAUUAACUUAUCUUGGCACUUCAGAGGAAUGUUAUUAAAUAUUGUUAUUAGUUAUGGAAGUUAAACAGAAAUUAAAAACUAAAUCAAAUCAUUUAUCUCAUGUAGUUAUGACUGUUUUAUUCAGUUAUAUCAAACAUCAGAUUUUAUUGAAGAUGAAUCCCCUUGUAAAAAUAGAAGAGGUUGAAGCAGCAUUACAAUACAAGGAUUUUAGAAUUACAGAAGUAAGAAGAGACAAACUUAUAUCUGAAAUCUUUAAUAAUAUUUAAGUGAAAUACGACUUUCUUAGAAGAUUGAUUGACACAAAAUAUAACUAUGAGAAAUUAUACUAAUAAAUAAACAAUAUGGUUGAUUAUAAUUUAGGAGUGAUCAGAAAAAUCGAAUAGUUUAAUUAAUUUUCAUUUUCAAGAACAAGCAUUUUAAUUUAUAUGUUUUACUCAUUUGAAAUCAUUAACGAUUUUAAUAAAUUUAUAAGAUUGAGAAAUAAAUUAAAAACUAAAAAUUAUAAGUUUUUUGAAAAUAAUUUGCCUAAUAAUAAUUAAUAAGGUCCAAAAGUAUGCUAUUUAAAGAUUAAUCUUGCAAGACAUGCUAAAAAAGGUAAAAUAUAAAGAGGAGAAAUAAUUCAAUUUUCAAAUAAUGCUCCUUAAAUGUUUGGAUAUGGAUAGAGAGAAUUCAAAGACGAAGUUUUAACAGUACAUUAAUUAGUAAUACCUCAUUUAUCAGUUAUUCAUGAUUAAUUAAUUGAAAUCUUCUUAUUAACUAAUCGACCAUAAAUACUUAGAAAAAAGAGAGGAUUAUUAGGAUAUAAAAAGAAUAAAGAUUUGAUUUUUGUUGAAAUGUUUAUUGACAUUUGUUUUAAUAUAUAAGGAGAUACAUUUCCAAUUUAUUGUUUUUUAAAAUAAAUAAAAUCAAAUGGAGAUAAUGAAAAUGUCAAAGGCCAUAUUUUCUUAAAUGAUGAAUUAAAAAUUGAAGGAAUAUCUACAAUAGCAUUGGAAUAAUUUAAAAUGAAAGAUGGAAGUGCAUUAUAUUAAAAAAAAAUACAUUAUUUAAUAUAAAACUUUAAAAAGUAUUUAGAUCUUCUAAAUGAUAAAGAGAAAAAGUUUUUAGAAUAAGAAGCAAUUCGUUAUGAUUAAGGAAGUUGUUCUAAGAAAUUAGAUAAUAAUGAAACAGAAUAACUAAUGAAUCAUUUUUCUAUAUCUGCUGAAGAUCUAUUAUUUAGAAUACCUAAUUAAGAUACAUUUUAAGAAAUUUAUAGUAUAUCUUGUAAAUUUAUAAUGACAAUAGGUAAAAUAAAUUAGAAAGAAUACAAGUCUUAUUUAAUUUAGCUUUAAAAGAUUACAUAUGCAGAUAAUACAAGUUAAAUUUGGAUAGAAUCAUAAAGAAAUUUAUAAUAAAGAACAGAGAUUAAUUUUAAUGCAUCUCCAAAUAGAGAUCUAUCUAAUUCAGAAAUUAGAAUGUUUACUGAUAGUGAUUAAAAUUGUGAAUUUUCAAACAUUAAUGAAUAAAAACUAAAUUAAUCAAUCAAUUUUUAAGAAUAUUAAUUUCAAAUUGGUCCAAAUUUUCAUAGUCCUUUUGAUUCUUAAAGAGAUCUACUUUUACUCAUAAAUGAUGAAAAGAGCUAAACUCCUAAUAUUAAUCAUGAAUAGAAUAUUAAUAGUAUUUAAAUUGAUGGAUAAAGUUUAUAAUAAUUACAAAUAAUAAGUAAGAGUUCAUAAAAGUUAUAGACUACAUAAAAACAUUAACAAUCUUAUUUUUAUAAAACUGUCUCUAAGAAAUCAUUUGAUGUUGAUAAUAAUCAAUCAGAAAAUUAAUAAAUUCAAAAGGAUUAAGAUAUUCGCAUUACAUAAACAGCAACUACUUCAAAUACUGGAUUGCCAUCUAUUUUAUAAAAAACACAUCUUUACACUAAAUUUUCUUCUUCAGAUAAUAAUCCAAGAUUAAUCAAUACAAUUUUAAUCAUAGAUUUUAUUAAUUUAUUAUUACUUUUGAUUCUCUCUUGUAUCUUCUACUUUAACUUUAAAUAUAAAUUAGAAGAUAAUAUGAAGAUUGUUGAAAUUUUAAAAGCCUUUGUAACUACAGAUUACACUAAAAAUACGUUAUUUGCUUUAGGAGUAGAUACAAAUUAAUAUAAAGAAAUUAAUAAUACAGAUCAUUUAAAUAAAUUACUAGAAUUAGUUUAAAAUAAUAGUGAAAUUUAUUUAUCUCAUUAUCAAGAAUAUUUAGAUGAUAGUCUUGUGGAAUCAAUAUUGUCUAAUAUAAAUAUUGACUAAUAUGACUUUUAUAGUGAGUAAAACUAAAUAGUAAGUGCAUGGACUGAGUAAUUCUAUGUUAUUUACAUGUUAUAAGGUUUAUAUGGAAUCGAUCUUAAUAAUGUCACAACUAUUAAACGAUUUAAUAAUUCAUUGACUUCACUCAUAAGGCAAUAUCAUGUACAUAAAGUAACUUAUGAAGAAAUAACAAUUAAAUUCUAAAGCUAAUUAAAUUCUAAUGUUUAAGAUAUAGAAACUCAAUAAAAUAUAUGUUUAAUUAUAUAUACUUUAGCUGAAGUCCUUUUUGUUUUAGUCUUUUUAGUAAUUUUUACUUAAACAUUUAAAUUAUUGAAUAGAAUUUUAAGAAGUUGUGAAUAAAUAUCUUUCAAAGCUUUAGAGACUGAAUCAAUUAGAUUACUCUCAUUAUAGCAUCAUUAUUAGUAAUCAUCUGAUCUAAAUCUAUAUUAAUAUUAGUUUUAAUUUAAAGACAAAUGUAAUUAGACCACAAAUUUCGAUGAAUUAUUUGGUAAUAAGAGAAUUUCAAUUCGUUAUUAAUAAAUAGUUUAAUAAUUAGAAUAAAAAAAACAAUUUCUUAUCGGAGAUGAAAAACCUUAUUUUUAAAGAUUCUUUUUUUUAUUCUCUGUUCUUACUUAUUUCAUUGGAUUGGCUUAUUUUUUGGCUAUAAAAUUAUUUAACUCUUAAAAUAUAGAGGAGUUAUAAAAUAAUUUGAAUCUUUUCAAUCAAAAUAUUAUUUACACAGAAUAAUUUUACUAAAUGAUGAUGGCUGAUUAAGUCUUAUAGAGAUUUACUAUUUCUAAUUCAAAUACAUAAUAAAGAAAUAUUUUUAUCUAAGAAUAUUAAGAACUAGUUAAUAAAUCUUAUAUUGAAGUUUCAACAUUUACUCAUCAAUUAUAUUCUGAAGCAUAGACAAAUUAUUAUGAUUUAAUGUAAUAUUUGACUUAAGAUGUUUGUAUUUUAAUAACUGAUGAUGAGAUGUGUAAAACUGUAAUAGAUGGAAAAUUGACAUAAGGUUUGAUUUAUUCUAUAGAAUACUUUAAUUAAAAAGUUAGGGAUAAUAUUCAAAAUUAUUAUAAUUAAGAUUCAUUAUCAAAAAUUACUAUUACAGAUUUAUUUGGUUUAAAUUUCAUAAGCAUUGGAUUUGAUAUUAUAAUGUCAGAAGGAAAAUCUUUUUUAAUAAAUAAAUUUGAACAUGAAAUUAACACACGACAAUUUCUUUUUAUUUUAUUUAAUGUUGUUUUUGUUAUUUAUUAGGGUUUGGCAUCAUUUUUAUUAUUUCGAUUCUUUAAAAAUCGUUUUUAUAAAAUAAGACAAUUACCUUAUAUUUUACCUCCAUAAUCUGUAUAUGGAGAAGAUAGUUUUUUAAAAACUUUGGUAUAUGUAGAAAAGAUAUAUGACAAUCUCUCAUAAUGA
This is a messenger RNA of Paramecium sonneborni, 5357 nucleotides long. Lineage: Eukaryota; Ciliophora; Oligohymenophorea; Peniculida; Parameciidae. The record is from the annotation of a GenBank genome assembly.